Scleropages formosus (Asian bonytongue) is the source of this 1131-nucleotide messenger RNA. RefSeq names its product SLAM family member 7-like. The transcript is spliced from 3 exons. The record is from RefSeq and is a predicted model, not a curated record. The coding region runs from base 1 to 621 and encodes 206 amino acids. NCBI's taxonomy places the organism in Eukaryota, Metazoa, Chordata, Actinopteri, Osteoglossiformes, Osteoglossidae. Gene Ontology annotation, cellular component: membrane.
AUGAAAGUGGGAGACAGUGUCCAGUUCCCCUUUACACCAAUAGGAAACCACAGCUACAAAGUCGAACUGGUAUUCAAUUGUGUUGAUGUAGUGUUGUGGCUGCCGCAGGUCUCACUGUUGCAGACACACCUUCAUUAUGAAGGAAGAGUGAACAUCCAGGACAAUAUAAUAUCUCUGGAAAGAUUGCAGCUCUCAGACUCAGGUUUUUAUAACUUGAAAAUAGAUUACUUUACAGGACAAAGACCACAAAACGAAAGGUUUCAUCUCCAGGUUUUUGAACCGGUUUCUAAACCCAGCGUUACAGUCGACUGUCAAUCCGGCAAUUUGACUCUGAGCUGCUCCAGCAGUGAGGGCAGCGAUGUGACCUAUUCCUGGGAAAUACUGCCCCCCUGUGGCAACAGCUGCUUUGUGCGGCAGGGCUCUGUUAUGCAAAUGAAGGUAAAGGAUGGAAAAGGCAAGAAAAACUACACAUGUACCGCCCAGAAUAUUGUCAGCAGAGAGAGCAGUGAGCCGCUGGACCUGGAUGUGUGUGCCCAUAAUGUAUCAGAAAUUCCAAAUUUGAUUACAGAUGGGGAGCCAGUGCCACUGCAUAUUGAACCUGUGUACAUACGUGAGCUUUGAUCCAGGAACUUAAAGGUAUUUUAUACAAAGCCAUCUGGGAGAAAGAUGGAUCACUGCAAUGCCCUGUAACAAAGUGAGUUAUUUCAAAUGCUCAGGCUGAUGUGUAAAAAAUGUUUGUCUUCUGUUGUUUCCAGUUCCAGGAAACUGCAAAAGGAAAGAACAGUGUCAUGACCUUGUUCUUUCUGUCGAGUCCCCAGUUCAGUGGAUAAACCCUGCAAAGUAAAGAAACUCUAAAGUCAGCAAUUUGUUCCUGUAAAACUAUUACUUACCAAAAAGAAAAUGUAAAAGUAACUGAAAUGUAUUUUUAGUUUGAUUAGUGAACACUACCUUUAAAAGCUUGACAAAAGGAUGUCUUGUUUCAAUGAUUGUUUCAGUUAUUUUCUGAGAGAGGAAGAGCACACUUCUGUUGGAGUGCUAUUAGAAAGGGCUGUGCAUUCAAACAUUAUGUCAUAACAAUCAGUGAAAAUUAAAACUGUCCCUCAGGGAAAAAUACUCAGUUUCUUCAUAUAA